Molecule: messenger RNA, 955 nt
Organism: Serpula lacrymans var. lacrymans S7.9
Lineage: Eukaryota; Fungi; Basidiomycota; Agaricomycetes; Boletales; Serpulaceae
Exons: 5
Coding region: 1-705 (234 amino acids)
Cellular component (GO): cytoplasm
Molecular function (GO): methylthioribulose 1-phosphate dehydratase activity; metal ion binding
Source: RefSeq, a predicted model, not a curated record
AUGUCUGCCAACGAUAAUCCAGACCAGCUCGUCCUCUCCUCUGACAAUCUUCACCCUGCCAACCUUAUCCCCGAGCUGUGCGCCUCGUUCUACAGACUGGGUUGGGUCACUGGCACCGGUGGCGGCAUCUGCAUUCGAACAGGCGACAAAGUCUACAUCGCACCAUCGGGUGUACAAAAGGAGCGCAUACAGCCUUCGCAUAUAUUCGUCUUGCCUUAUCCGCAACCAUCACCACACGCAGAUCGCGUCUUCCUUCGACGACCUGCAUUGGAGCUCAAAGAGUCUGCAUGCACCCCGCUCUUCUGGAAUGCAUUUGAGCUGAGAGACGCAGGAAGUUGUGUCCACACACACUCGCAGAAUGCCGUCAUGGCCACUUUACUUUGGUCUGGAGAUGUCUUUCGGAUUUCGCAUCAGAUGAUCAAGGGCGUGCGUAUCUCAGGAACAGGUUCUGCUCUCUCAUAUCUCGACACACUGGAAGUUCCUAUCAUCGAAAACACUCCCAACGAAGAGGAUCUCAAGGACAGCAUGGCAGAAGCGAUGAAAGCCCACCCUAAUGCUGCUGGUGUUCUGGUGAGACGCCAUGGAGUGUACGUCUGGGGCAAAGACUGGGAGAAAGCUAAAACACAGACUGAGUGCCUCGACUACCUCUUUGAAAUUGGUGUAAAAAUGAAGCUGGCAGGAGUUCCAACCGUGCUGAACGCAUGAUUCAUAGUUAUUUCCGGAUCUCAUGGCUAUCAGGCGUGACUCGAUUUCGAUGGUUUUGGAGUAAAUCAAGGAUAGCGGAAAAAAUGUAUCAUACAGACUGCAAAGCGAAAAAGUAGAAGUGAUAUAAAUGUAUGCUGUAUUUCAAAAAUUAGAUCACUGCUCUAAACAGGCUCAUGCGUAUAUACGCAUGUAUGGGAAUAUUUAUCGAGAAAGCAUGUCUUUGCUGCUCAUCACCAUUGAAUUUUUUUUU